CGGGCUCGCUCCGCCCUCGGGGACACUGCAGAAGGAGCAGAUGAUCAUCCCUCAUCUGUCCCAUUAGCAAGAAAUGCCGUCGAACAAGAAUUAACUGACUCGCCGAAACCGGUCGCGUGUACUGACCAAGGAGAUUCCUUUCCUAAUCCAUCAGAGUGCCUUUUGACUGGAGACGCGGAAUCGGAUACUGAUGGUGAUGGUGGCAUAGGCCUUCUCACACAGCCAUCCGAUUCGAAACCAGAACCAUUCAAGGUGAGCAAAACCAGAAGACCACGCAAAAGACUCGGCAAUGGAAGCCGUUAA
Rasamsonia emersonii CBS 393.64 is the source of this 303-nucleotide messenger RNA. RefSeq lists its product as uncharacterized. Lineage: Eukaryota; Fungi; Ascomycota; Eurotiomycetes; Eurotiales; Trichocomaceae. The annotation marks the transcript as partial. The transcript has a single exon. The record is from RefSeq and is a predicted model, not a curated record.